UCACGCUAAGUGAUAGCAGGCUAAAUAGCAAGAUAAGUCCACAUCCAGCCAAAAAAGAAGAACAUAUUCUUAGUAGUGAUGAAUUAUCUGAUUCAUCUGAGUCUGAGAAUACUAAUAACACGGAGGAGUCAGAUUCUGAUAAAUCUAGUGAAGCAUCCAGCUCGGAAAUUUUAUCAGAAAUUAUCGACCUGAAUGAAUUUGAAAAUCUAGGCAAACAAAAAGGAAAAGGCACUCAAUUGAAGAAAUUAGAAAGGUUGCAAGAAGAAAAAGGAAAUGAGGAAGUAGUCAAAACACUUAAGGACCUCAUAGACCAGAUAGCAACUAUUAAUUCUAAUUUUGAAAGAAUUAAGAAAAUGAGUGAUAAAGAGGCACAAACGCAUGUCGAUAAAAUGAAAAAUAUCGACAUACUAUCACAAAAUCUUAAAGAAACUAAGUCACAUGAAACACCACAAGAAAAACUAUUUGAAAUUAUACAAUGGUAUGAUCAACAAACUGAUGAAACACAGAGAACUUAUAACAAAGAUUUAGAAAAUGAAGAAACACAAUAUAUCGAGAAUACAGACAAUGCUCUCAAUAUAAGACCAGAACAAUAUAUAAAUCUAAAAGAACCUUAUAGAAGAGCUGUUAUGGUUAAGCUGACUGCAAUAGCCAAUACAACUGAAGAUAAAAAGUUUCAAGAAGAACAAGACAAAGUUAUAGGUCAAGUUCUUGAACAGUGGGAUAGAAAUGACCCGACAAGAACGUUGCCUAUAACUGGAGAACCUUUUACUAAAGGAGGUGAUGUAACCAUAUAUAACAUACAAGCAUUAAAACUACUACCACCACUUAGUAAACCUGCUAAGAAAAGCAAUUGGUCAUUUGUACCUAGAUGGGAUUACAAUGACUCACCUAAGAAAGAACCUUUACUGAAAACAGUAGUAAAAGACAAUGCUGCAAAACAAACAACUAAUGCAGGAGGCACACCACCUGCGAAACCAAAAAAUAAUCAGUACGGCUACAAUACUGAUGAGAUAAUGAAUCUAGAACAAUCAUACUAG
Messenger RNA from Racocetra fulgida, 1037 nucleotides. The record is from the annotation of a GenBank genome assembly. Lineage: Eukaryota; Fungi; Glomeromycota; Glomeromycetes; Diversisporales; Gigasporaceae.